Lathyrus oleraceus (garden pea) is the source of this 1230-nucleotide messenger RNA. RefSeq lists its product as uncharacterized. The coding region runs from base 1 to 1230 and encodes 409 amino acids. The transcript is spliced from 3 exons. Lineage: Eukaryota; Viridiplantae; Streptophyta; Magnoliopsida; Fabales; Fabaceae. The record is from RefSeq and is a predicted model, not a curated record.
AUGGACUUUCACGAUGAUGAGAUUCUGGAUGUGGUUCCUCUAUCAGUUAUUCCCUGCGAGGCCCUUGAUUUGAACCAUCCCAUGGAUGCAUCAGCUUCUACAUGCCCCAAUCAAGGUAACAGCUCUAGUAUCCCUUCUAGCUCAACUCAUGCCACUAGUUCUAAGGAAGAUAUAUACCACACUGAUCGUGUCAUAAGAAACCUAGUCACUAGAAUCCAUAAUAAAGGACAUUCUGUGAAGGGAGUCUCUACUCCCCUGUCUAAAGUGUACCCUUAUCCUGAGGUUGAACAACAUAGUGAGAAGAAUGACGAUUCCUCCAGUUUUGAGAAGGACAUGGUUGCUGAAGGUUUGUGCUCCCUAGGGAAAACUGUGUCUGGUAAAGGAAAAUAUGUGGCAUCUAAAACUGCCAAUGCUUCCCAUUCUGAGAAGCAUGAUGUUGCAAACGAUCCAAGUAUGGCUAAGCGUAUAAAGACUAGAAAAGGAAGAUCUGUGGCUGAACUGAUGUCAGCUAGAACAGCUAAGAAGGCUUCCUGUGUUGGUCCUUCCAAAUCUUGGAGCAAGGUUGAAGUGAAGAAGAGGAAGGUUAGAGAAGUUUCUGAGUCUGAAGAGGAUGUCGAGGAAGAUGUCCCAGACAUUUCUCCUGUGAAGAAGACCCCUGUGAAGAAGUCCCCUGUGAAAGUUAUUGUUGUGCAUUUGGAUAAUAUUUCUUUCCAUCUUGAGGAUGGAGCUGCCAAAUGGAAAUUUGUGAUUCAAAGAAGGGUGGUUGUGGAAAGGGAGUUAAGAAAGGAUGUUGUUGAAGUCAAGGAGGUCAUGGACCUGAUAAAGACUAUUGGGUUAAUGAAGACUGUGGUUGGGUUCUCUCAGUGCUAUGAGGGUUUAGUUAAGGAAUUCAUUAUCAACAUUCUUGAGGAUAUUGCUGAUAAGAACAGUAUGGAAUUUUGCAAAGUGUUUGUGAGAGGUAAGUGUAUCACAUUCUCUCCCACUGUCAUUAACAAUUUUCUGGGAAGAAGAGUUGAGGGUGCAAGUGAAUUGGAAGCUACAGACAAUGAGGUCUGUAGAGAAAUUACAGCAAGGCAGGUGAAAGGGUGGCCUAUUAAAAAGAACCUUCCUGCUGGGAAGUUGACUGUCAAGUAUGCAAUAUUGCAUAAAAUAGGAGCUGCAAAUUUGAACAUCUACCAUAGUUACCACGACGAUUAUGCUUCUGGCCUUGACCCUUAUUAUCUUGAGUAG